Messenger RNA from Mycena indigotica, 486 nucleotides. RefSeq lists its product as uncharacterized. NCBI's taxonomy places the organism in Eukaryota, Fungi, Basidiomycota, Agaricomycetes, Agaricales, Mycenaceae. The record is from RefSeq and is a predicted model, not a curated record. The transcript is spliced from 2 exons. The coding region runs from base 1 to 486 and encodes 161 amino acids.
AUGGCUUGUCAAAUGGUGUCAAGGAACAGUGCUGGUCACCGACCAAAGCUACAGAAAGGCCGCGGUGGCUUUUGCGAGCGCGCUGGCUGCCCAACUUCCCCAAUGGGCUCCUGCUUCGACAAGUGCGCCAUCCACCAUUGCAUACAUUCGGAGACUCACCUCGCUUCAUACCUUGCUUCCACAUUGUGUGAAUCCCCACGCACGACUGCCCUGCUUGCCUGCAUGGUUGGCCUCCUGGCGUUGUUGUUUCUUCAAGAAACGACAAUCACGCGUUGGGCAAGGCGACUGUCACCACAGCUAUCCGUCUAUACCACCAACUUCUCGCAAUACCCACAAGAUAUCGUCUUGUUAGAUGGGGAGUCGGAUGGUGCAGAGCCGAUUAACGUGGCGGCUUUCGCGCAUCCUCUUUCCCAGCGAGCGGGCGCGGACGACCAUUCCCUAUUUGCGGAGAACGAGAGGAUGCUAAGGGACUUUUCGACUGUGUAG